Messenger RNA from Fusarium keratoplasticum, 459 nucleotides. RefSeq lists its product as uncharacterized. Gene Ontology annotation, biological process: protein insertion into ER membrane. Lineage: Eukaryota; Fungi; Ascomycota; Sordariomycetes; Hypocreales; Nectriaceae. Gene Ontology annotation, molecular function: protein folding chaperone. Bases 112 to 459 code for a protein of 115 amino acids. Gene Ontology annotation, cellular component: endoplasmic reticulum membrane. The record is from RefSeq and is a predicted model, not a curated record. The transcript has 4 exons.
AGUUCGUCAAGCCUCCCCCAUCUCAACUCAACUCGACAGGUCGCAAGCAAGCUAAAUUGCGACAACCUCCAACCUCCAUCUCCGUCACCGUGUUCCUUCACAGCAGCAAUCAUGGCCCCCACAAAGGAUGCUCGACGAGCUGACCUGAUCGUCCCCUACCAGGAGCCCAAGGCUACGGGCGACUCGACCGACUUCUCCUCGACAAUGUCCACGACUCUGCCUAUGGCUGCCAUGUUUACGCGAAACAAGCUUGUGGGAUGGGCUGCGGUUGUCUUUUCCAUUCAGAGCUGGCUGGGCGAGAGCGAGGAGUCUAAGAAGAACUCUACCACGCCUGGAUACUUUUCCGUUGGCAUGUCGAUCAUGUCCCUCGCUGUUACCUACCUCCCUAUGUUCCUCCCUCCUCCCGGGGCCAGGUCCGCCUCCGGCACCGAGGCCCCCGCUCCUGUUCCUGUGGCAUAA